Molecule: messenger RNA, 1254 nt
Organism: Vigna radiata var. radiata (mung bean)
Lineage: Eukaryota; Viridiplantae; Streptophyta; Magnoliopsida; Fabales; Fabaceae
Product: peroxidase 21
Exons: 5
Coding region: 112-1101 (329 amino acids)
Biological process (GO): response to oxidative stress; hydrogen peroxide catabolic process
Molecular function (GO): peroxidase activity; heme binding
Source: RefSeq, a predicted model, not a curated record
GUUGCGUAGUGGAAGUCGACCAAAGCCUUCACUUCCACUAUUUCAACCCAAAAUCAUUGCCCACUGCAUUCAAUAACACCUUCCAAAUCACAAUUAUUCAACCUCGGAGAUAUGGCCACCCGUACUAAUCCUCCUUCUAACUUCUGUUUCCUCCUUCUAUUGCUUCUACCACACUUUCAUUUGGGCAAAAGCCAACUUCAGCUGAAUUACUACUCUAAAAGCUGCCCGAAAGCAGAGGACAUCAUCAAGCAACAAGUCACACAACUAUAUCACAAGCAUGGAAACACUGCCGUCUCAUGGGUUAGAAAUCUCUUCCACGAUUGCGUCGUCCAGUCAUGCGACGCAUCGCUACUUUUAGAGACGGCGCGCGACGGUACUUUAGUGUCGGAGCAGACAUCGGAGAGAAGUAUCGGUAUGAGGAACUUUAAGUACGUAAACACCAUCAAAGCCGCAGUUGAAGAAGAAUGUCCCUUCACUGUGUCAUGCGCUGACAUUAUUGCUCUUUCUGCUAGAGAUGCCAUUUCCUUGUUGGGUGGACCCAGCAUUGAAAUGAAGACAGGGCGAAGGGAUAGCAAACAAAGCUAUGCAAAAGAGGUGGAAGACUUGAUUCCAAACCACAAUGAUUCCAUUUCCGUAGUGCUGUCUCGUUUUCAAGCCAUUGGCAUUGACGUUGAAGCCACAGUCGCUCUUUUAGGAGCUCACUCGGUAGGAAGAGUUCACUGCGUGAAUCUUGUACACAGAUUAUAUCCUACUGUGGACACAACACUUGAUCCUGCACAUGCUGAGUACCUGAAACGUCGGUGUCCAACACCGAAUCCUGAUCCAAAGGCUGUCUUGUAUUCAAGGAAUGACCUGAAAACGCCCAUGAUCAUUGACAACAACUACUACAAGAACAUCUUGGAACAUAAGGGCCUUCUCCUUGUGGAUCAAGAGCUUGCCACUGACUCAAGAACAGCACCUUACGUCCAAAACAUGGCUAAUGACAAUCAAUACUUCCACCAGCAGUUCUCAAGGGCCGUUCAAUUGUUAUCUGAGACCAAUCCUCUAUCAGGGGAUCAAGGAGAAAUUAGAAAGGACUGUCGCUAUCUCAAUGUCGAUUAAAUAUUAUAUGUAAAAGCUUCGCUUUUCUGCAUGAUAGUAUAUGCAUAAAUAAAAGGGUGGAAUUUUAUGGAAUUCCAGUUAUGUAUAUUACUUCAGCUAACAAAACCCGAACAUCUUAAUAGGUUUAUGGAAUUUGUUCCUUGUUGUUUAUCA